CAGGGGGCGGGCCAAGGGGGGCCGAGAGCCUGCGGCGGUUAAUUCCUUUUACCGCCCCGCUGCGGUUCCCUGGGCCUGGGCUUCGCUGAGGCUGCGAGAGAUGGUCAGGUCCGGACCUCGGCCGGGCCAGGUAUUGUCUUCGGGAAGACACACUGGACCUGCUAAAUUAACAAAUGGAAAGAAAGGGACCCAUUUAAGAAAAGUAUCACGUUUUAAUGCAGAUUCUGGCUAUCACACCCACUCUGAUUUGGAAAGUCAGAUUGAAACCAUACAGGGGCUUGAUGGCUGCGCUUCUUUACUGCGGGACAUCUUGAGAAAUGAAGAUUCAGGUUCAGAAGCUGCAUAUGUAGAAAAUAGACACAAAUUCAACUCUAGACCUUUAGAAGGCAAAAGAUAUGGAUCUAAAAAGAAGGGACCUGAAAAACACACUAUUCCUUCAGCUAUCUGGAAAGAAAUUUUAUCUUCAGAUAAGAGGAGACAGAUACCAAAUGAAGCUUCUGCUAGAAAUGAAGGAGACUCAUCAGACAUAGCAGAAAAUUGGUCAUUGCAAGAUCAUUACAGAAUGUAUUCACCCGUAAUAUACCAAGCCCUCUGUGAGCACGUGCAGACUCAAAUGUCACUGAUGAACGACUUGGCUUCAAAGAACAGCGCCAGUGGAAUUUCUGUUAGACCUUCCCAUACUGUUUCCUCUUCUGAAUCUCCGGCAACUCCACGCUCUAGUUAUGGCUUAUCUACCUCCAACCCAGCCCAGUCACCUCCACGGCCACCCUGCCCUGCGGUGGUUCAUUCUGAAGUUCAGAUUGAUAGUGACAACCAGUGUGCAUCAGAAGGUAAAACAGUUUCUGUGAACUCUACUGGUGUUCCAAGGAAUUCCUUUAGGACCAGUCCCGGACUUCCAUGUAGUCUGCCCAGAACUGAUAAAUCGGCAGCUCCAGCAUAUCAGCAGCUGGGGCUUGGAGGUGAAAUUCUGCCACCACAAGCAGUCUCUAAGGAUGCAGACCUACUAAAAUGUCUCCAAACAUAUAUGUCUCUGUUGCGUUCUCAUGGACAAGAAACUGGUCCGGACAGUCAGACACACCAAAGCCCUGCCCGAACACAGCCGGCUUUCUUGGCCACUAAUGAAAGGAAAUGUGCCAGGGAGCAUAUUGGAGAAGCCACAAGUGAAGGAAAGGAUUUAAACAUACAUGUGCGAGAGGCAAGAACCGUCAAGGAUGCCCAGAGGGCAAAAAAUGUGAACCAGACUACUGAAAAAGUUAGAACUAUAAAGUAUUUGUUGGGAGAGCUCAAGGCCCUGCUAGGAGAACAAGGAGAUUCGGAAAUUCAGAGGUUGGUUACAGAAUUGGAGGCAUGCAUAUCUCUGCUUCCAACAAUAAGUGGAAACACAAAUAUUCAAGUUGAAAUAGCCUUGGCCAUGCAACCACUGAGAAGUGAAAAUGCUCAGUUGCGCAGGCAAGUGAGAAUUUUGAACCAACAACUUAGAGAACGAGAAAAAACUCAGAAGGCAUCUGGUUCUCUGGACUGCAACCUUAAACUAUUUUCUCUGCAGUCAUUGAACAUGUCACUGCAGAAUCAGUUGCAGGAGUCGCUGAAGAGUCAGGAGUUACUACAGAGUAAAAAUGAGGAGCUCUUAAAAGUGAUUGAAAACCAGAAAGACGAAAACAAAAAAUUUGCCAGUAUAUUCAAAGAGAAAAAUCAAACUAUACUUGAAAAUAAACAGCAAUUUGACAUUGAGUCAACAAGGAUGAAAAUCGAGCUGGAGGAAGCCUUAGUCGAUGCCAAAAGCUCGCAGUUUAAAUUAGAAGCUGCUGAAAAGGAAAAUCAGAUAUUAGGAAUAACAUUACGUCAGCGUGAUGCUGAGGUGACUCGACUGAGAGAAUUAACCAGAACUUUACAGAGCAGUAUGGCAAAGCUUCUCUCAGAUCUUAGUAUGGACAGUGCUCGCUGCAAGCCUGGGAAUAACCUUACCAAAUCACUUCUGAACAUUUAUGAAAAACAACUUCAACAUGACCCAACCCCUACUCACACUUCCAUAAUGAGCUACUUAAAUAAAUUUGAAACAAAUCACAUUUUUACACAUUCAGAGCCCCUUUGUGCAGUUAAAAAUGAGGAAAACAUGGUGCCAGGUAGACGCCAUGAAACUGCCCUGCCCUCCAAAGUUCCUCAACACGGUAACACUGAGAACAUGGAGGAAGCUUCAGCCCCUGGGAUUAUUUCUGCCGUUUCGAAACAGGGUUCUGAUGAGGAGAGCGAAACCAAGACUUUAAUAGAAGAUGGGUAUAAUUUGGAUGAUACAAUUUAUAUUCCUUUUGUUAGAAGCACUCCUAAAAAGAAAUCACCACCAUCUAAGAGAAUAUCCCCCCAGCCACAGAUAAGUGUAGCUACACCCCAGCCAGUCAGCAACAGUGGACUUGUCUCUGAAAAGGAAAAUAAGCUGUGCGUGCCCAUCGUUUGUUCCUCUUCAAAAAAGGAAGCAGAAGAUGCACCUGAAGAACUUUCCAGAACAGAUGAUAUAGAAGACAGACAGCUCCUCAAGAAAAUAAAGGAAGCAAUUGGUAAGAUCCCUGCUACCACUGAGGAGGCACAGGACCAGGCUGUCUGCCAUGGCCCCACUGCUUGUCAAAGCAACAACGUUGAAAUCAAAGGCAAUACCGUCUCCGAUGGUAGUUUUUUAAAUUCUGACUUGAUGUCUGACUGGAGUAUCUCUUCCUUUUCAACGUUUACUUCUCGUGAUGAGCAAGACUUCAGAAAUGGUCUUGCAGCUUUGGAUGCCAACAUAGCUAGACUCCAGAAAUCCUUAAGGACUGGUCUUCUAGAGAAAUGAAUUCAGGAAAAAAAAAAACUAAUUGAAUGCUUUUUUUAAAAGUAUCAGGACUAGGCUACAUUGAAUGUAUAUUUUAAGUUUCUUUAGAGAAGAAAUACGCUUUUAUGUUAUUAAUUAUGUGUGAAAUAACAAAUUAUGUGAAUAAUAAGUUUAUUACUGGAAUAUAUGGGUAUUGUGGAACUUAAAAAGUAAGUCAUCUUAAGAUAUUGACAUUUGCUGAGAGACAAAAGUUGUAGAUAAUUAGGAAAGGAUUGUAAGUAUUGUUUCCAUUUGAUGCUUAGCAACUAGAGUUUUAUGUUAAUACGUACCUGCGGAGAUAAGGUACAGAUGGGAAGGAUUGUCUGGUUGUCCUAAACGAUAAUGGGGAAAGUCUCUGGGGACAAUUUAUUUUAUUCAAACUGGAGUUUCUUUUCUCUUUCAGGAUUCCUGUUUGCUUUUUUAAUGACGUUGUGUUUUUAUAUGGGAUGCUCUGUGCUACAAGCUAAUGUUGGUGAGAUGUAUAAAUAUUUUUUUUAAGAGAAAAGGUACCAGUAUCUCCAUCUCUUAAAAACAUUGAUUGGUCCAAGAAAAUAUAGGUAAACAUCCGAAGUUAGCGUGUGGUUUUUGAAAGUUUGGCACUUUUACAUAUUUUUAUCCUGAUUGCAUGUUUAAGGCAUUUAAAGAAAUAAAGUCAGGCUGAUACAUGUGCUAACAAAUAAGUUUCAGUUUUGAAAAUAUGUUUUUUAAUAAAUGAAUGUUUGCUCUUCUUA
Loxodonta africana (African savanna elephant) is the source of this 3570-nucleotide messenger RNA. RefSeq names its product coiled-coil domain containing 14 (gene CCDC14). NCBI's taxonomy places the organism in Eukaryota, Metazoa, Chordata, Mammalia, Proboscidea, Elephantidae. The coding region runs from base 101 to 2821 and encodes 906 amino acids. The record is from RefSeq and is a predicted model, not a curated record. Gene Ontology annotation, biological process: protein localization to centrosome. The transcript is spliced from 13 exons. Gene Ontology annotation, cellular component: centriolar satellite.